Heterobilharzia americana is the source of this 1848-nucleotide messenger RNA. NCBI's taxonomy places the organism in Eukaryota, Metazoa, Platyhelminthes, Trematoda, Strigeidida, Schistosomatidae. The record is from the annotation of a GenBank genome assembly.
CCAUGUUUGAAGUUUGAAGGUCGUAACCACGCUAGAAACACUUUUGAGCAAUGGAUGAUAUUAUUUUUGAUUUGCAGGAAUCUUUUCAGAGGUAUGACCCGAACAGUCAACAUGAACUGAUAGUCAAGACUGAGGAAUGGAGUCGUGUUCGCGUUAACACACAAAAUGCCAAAAUAAUUAAUGCUUGUAUUCGAAAAGUCAUGUCAAUUUUCUAUUCUCAUUCGUUUCUUGGCUGUUCGUCCUGUGGAUGCAAUAGCUACAUGGUUUGGACUUCUCUCUUGGCUUCGUUUCUUGAUUCGGAAGUUGUGCUUAAGCAUGGUCCUAACCUCAGCUCAGAAGAUGUUCUCAUGGUUGAAUUUACACUUUCAGGGGAAACUAUCUAUCUAGUUGAUGUUUUAUUGCAAAUGAACACAGCUGCUCUCGCUCCUGAGUUUGCAGCAUUAGUAACAAAGAGAAUAUUUUCUUUGAAUAAAUUAACUUUUGAAUGUCAUGAGAAUGCUAUCAGGAUUUUGAUGCUUUAUAAGUGGCUGGAUAUUAACUUUCCUCACAUUGUGAAACCGACACAUGAGGAACUCGUCGGUAAAUAUUUAGAUACAGAUUCCGUUUUUCUCUGGAUACGUCAAAGAAUACGCACUAAUAUAAAGUUAGCAUAUUGGAGAAAAUGCACAACACUCGAGAAGACUCAAGUGCUUCUAAAUGCUUUCGACCUGGCUACCUUGGCAACACUGCUUAAUCCAUAUUCUGUGAUGGAAGCUUUAUCUAGUCCUCGAGAUGAUAAUUUUGAUAGGCAAAAUGUUGUUUCUCCCAAGAAACAACGACAUAAUUUAAAAGAGAAACAAAAAGUAAGUGGAAAACAUCACUUGAGUAGUGCGCAGUUAAUGGAUACUGCUUUCACAGAAACAGAUACGGAAAUGAGUUCAGAAGAUAAUAGUCUCCAAUACCUGUCAACGCAAACAGAAGACUUGAGAACUCCACAUCCAGAAAACAAAAAUAAUCCAUCAGUAAUCAACCACAGGGUUCUUGAAAAACUUACCCCUGAUAACGUAAUAUCUUAUUCCAAAAGAAAAACAACACGAGAUUACAACAGAUCACCAAAAAGAAGAAUAUUGCGUCAAUAUGAUCUCAGCAUUCCGAGUGGAGGAACAAAUCCAUUGACUCAACAGAAUACGCUCCCUAAGAAAGAGAACAAGGAAUUCGUAGUUGACGAGUGUCGACAGGAGGCCUGCAGCCCUGCCAAGAUUCCUCCAAAGGUAAGUCAUGUUGACGCCAGGAGCAUCCACGAGCAGGAAACACUAGACGGUAAGUGGUUUUAACUAGCAAUAACAUGGCUUAGUUUCAGGCAACACUGACACAUCUAGGUGUUCACCGGGCAGGAAACCAGUAAUGCCACUUGAGGCAAUUGAGUUCGGUAUGGAAGCGAGUCUCUCGAGUGAGGGAAGUACACCGAGAAAGAAUAAGAACAAAACAUUAAUAGGAAACAGUAAAUGUAGUUCGGUGAGAAGAAGGAGCAUGCUUCAAUCUGUGAAUACUGUCUGCCAAGAAACUCUGAAAGUUCUCGAAUCUGAAACUUCAUGCGAGAGAGAUGUUGGACAAGGCAAAUACUCGCUGCGCAACAAACGUCCCCUGAAAUAGAUAAGGUUGUAUCGAGUUACACGCUGGCUAAUCACUUUUGUUAGGUCUCGGUUGAAUGCAGAAUGCUUUUUACAGUCUUCGCCACACUACCAGAUUUAGCAGAAUAUAUGAUUAUUUGGGGGUAUCACGCUGAAUGUGUCAAGCGCAUUUACCUCAAUAAACAGUAUAAAAAAGCGAUUUUCAUCUCAAACGUUCUAUUAAAAUGUUACUAAUUGA